AUGUCCUCAAAAAUCCAAUUUCCUCCAGCCUAUGUAUUCAAGUUUCUUCUUGGCAAUAAGGAAAUCAGAGAACUAGAAGAUGGAUUGGAUGGGUUUGGUGCGUUGCGAUAUACAAUUCAAGAAGCCGAAGUGGGACUCACGAGAAUUCCUACGAAGGCAAGAGUGGAAUUUGAGUUGAGGAAAUUGAAAUUCAUGACGGUUGACGUCACGAAUAUUGGAGGAGCGAUAGCAAACUCAGGGAAAGUGGAUGUCGAAGUGAAGGAGGAGAUGGCGAGGAAGAGGAAAGCUGAGUGUGGAAAGAAAGAGCGAAGGAGUGUUUUGAAUGAUAACGGGAAUGAGAUUAUCGAGCUUAGUUCUGAUGAAGACGAAACUGAAUCCGAGGAAGAGGAGGAGGAGAAAGGGGGAAUCGCUAGGAAAAAGUUGAAGUCAGCUGAUGGGACAAGUUCUCCUGCUCCUAUUGGAAGCGAUUAUGGUCAACAUAUUGUCAAAGUUCAAGACAUCAGCAAAUUUUCAAAUUACGUCAAUGUGCAGAAUACUUUCAAGGUUUUGAAGAUCGAUUGGUAUUUCGAUUCAAUCAAAGAAGGAAUGUUACUUCCCAUAGACAAAUACCUAAUAUACGAAGGACGACGAGUAACGGAGCCACCGAAAUCUCUCCCUUCAGAUCUCCUUACUCGCGCAGCAGCCGAUUCAGGAGGCUCUUCUAAUCACAAAUACAGUACCCAUUAUCGACAGCAACAAUCAAUCAAACCACUUACCCGGCCCACCCUCCUCACAGAAUCCACCUCCGAACAUGACGACCCAUCACAUUUCCCCCCAUUACCAGAAUAUCUCAAAACAAUCUACUCUUGCGAAAGACCCACCCCCUUAACCUCUCCCAACGAUCCCUUCAUCAACCAACUCAAAACCAUCAAGCUAAAGCGUCUCCUAGACGACGACCCCAUCGGUGUUCGCGCCUAUAGCACUUCUAUCGCCUCCAUAGCAGCUUACCCAUACCCCCUCCACUCACCCAACGAAAUUGUUCGUCUCCCGGGAUGCGACCAAAAAAUCGCCAAUCUCCUCCACCAAUUCCUGAACACAGGAACCACAGACGAAGUUCUCGAAUUCGAAAGAAAUCCCCGCAUGCAAGUCUUAAAAACCUUCUACAACAUCUGGGGCGUAGCCGACAUCACCGCGCGCGAAUUCCACGAUCAAAGAAACUGGAAAGAUCUCGACGAUGUCGUGGUCGAAGGCUGGAACGAUCUCAAACCGGUCCAAAAAGUCGGAGUCAAAUACUACGAGGAACUUAAUUCUACGAUUCCCCGCUCCGAAGUUGAAGCCAUCGGUUCCAUCAUUCUUUCGGAGGCGCGGAGAAUAGAUCCUGGCUAUCAGAUGGUUAUCGUAGGGGGAUUCCGGAGAGGAAAACUGGAAAGCGGAGAUGUGGAUAUCAUGCUCACGCAUCCGGAUGAGAGUCGCACGUUAGGAUUCCUCCCGGAACUAACAUGGAGAUUGGAGGAACAGGGAUGGAUUACGAAUAUUCUGCUGGAAUCGAUGAAGAAUAGCGAGCGCGGCCAACGGGCUGUAGAUCUGGGUUGGAAGAAAGAUCAAGCGCGAAAAAAGGGGUUUGAUAGUUUGGAUAAGGCGUUGGUGGUUUGGCAGGAUAUCAAUUUUCAGGCUGAGGAAGAAAAAGAGGGGGGAGAGAGCAAGAAACGCAAAAAUCCAAAUCCGCAUCGCAGAGUGGAUAUUAUUAUUACGCCGUGGAAGACGGCCGGGACGGCGAUUAUUGGGUGGUCGGGGGGAACGACCUUUCAGAGGGAUUUGAGAAAGUAUUGUAAGAAGAAGAAGAAUUGGAGAUUUGAUAGUAGUGGGAUUCGGGAGCGGGGGACAGGGGAAUGGAUUGAUUUGGAAAGGGGGGUGCAGGUGGAGGGGUUAGUAAACGGCGAUACAGAGAGGGUGGGAUGGAAAAUGGUGAUAUGGAAGGGAGGAUGGAAAAAGAUAUGA
Botrytis sinoallii is the source of this 1977-nucleotide messenger RNA. RefSeq lists its product as uncharacterized. Gene Ontology annotation, biological process: double-strand break repair via nonhomologous end joining. Bases 1 to 1977 code for a protein of 658 amino acids. Gene Ontology annotation, molecular function: DNA binding; DNA-directed DNA polymerase activity. The record is from RefSeq and is a predicted model, not a curated record. Lineage: Eukaryota; Fungi; Ascomycota; Leotiomycetes; Helotiales; Sclerotiniaceae. Gene Ontology annotation, cellular component: nucleus. The transcript has a single exon.